Molecule: messenger RNA, 1048 nt
Organism: Penaeus monodon (black tiger shrimp)
Lineage: Eukaryota; Metazoa; Arthropoda; Malacostraca; Decapoda; Penaeidae
Exons: 4
Coding region: 23-574 (183 amino acids)
Source: RefSeq, a predicted model, not a curated record
GAAGGUGUCAUACUGCACGCAUAUGAAGCUCACCAUAAGGAGUUUGAAGGCAGAAGAUUUCGGGUCUUACAAGUGCGUCGCCAAAAACUCACGCGGCGAAACGGAGGGACUCAUAAAACUCUACGAGACGGAUCCCCCAACGCCCGCGCCCACGAACCCUCCGUCGUACAUCGAAAAAUUGUUUAAAGACAUCCACCACAAGACGACGAACAGCGUGGCGGGUAAGGGCGAGGACGGCAAACUCUACUUGGAGAGCCAUUUCGAAGACGGAGGCAGAGACGCUGACGGGGACCUGGGUGACGAGGACGACCUCUUCGGCGCCCACGACCACCUCGAGUACGACAACGAGCUCUCCGAAGGAGGACGGGGGCAUCUGAACGGAGGAGGGAGGAGGAGGUCGAAGGAGGAAGACAAGAGGAGGGGAGGAGGGGGCAGGGAGCGAGAGCAAGAGCAUCAACACGGACAGUAUUUCACGGUCUUCAGUCGAGGUCAUCGGACGGACAAGUACACCUGGGUCCUGUGCCUCCACUUGGCUGUCACUGGAAUCCUUCUUCAGAUAUUCCUUAUCUUGUGAUAACGUGGACGAUGACGGACCCCCUUGACUGUGUGAAUAAUCUGUUUCGAGAUUUCUAUACAUACGAGGGGGAAAAAGGAUGCUUUUUCACCCCUCAUUUGCUUCCUACAAAAUUAUUUCUCUUCUCGAGGGAAAGAUCGAGUGGUUUUGCGUUAGAUAGAAUGUGCAGUGUGAGUAGCAAAAGACAUAUAUAUACAUAAAUAUAUUAAAAUCAUAAUAAGGAUGAUUAUGUUUAGAAUUACGCUCUCGCUGAUGUAUCUGCAAAGAGAUAUAUCAACCAAAAUGUAUAAACAGUUUUAAAAAAGAGUGUAUCUACACAUCGCCAAAAAAGAAAAAAACUAUAUAAUGAUGAUAGAAAAUAAAUGUAUAAACUCUUGCAUCAAGAAGUGUUAAGUAGUGUUAAUGAUGUUUACCUGUUUAUUGUUCUAUGGGUGCGUAUAGGUCUAAGGUCUAAGGUAAAGCAUAUGGCCGGUU